AUGUUCGUCACUCGCGCUGCCCGCCCCACCCUUGCCGCCGCUCGCUCUGCGCGCGCCGUCCGCUUUGCGCACUUUGAGAACGUGACCGACCAGACCAUCCCCGGCGGCUCGAAGAAGACGACCGGGUUCGCUCUUCGCAUGAUUGUCUUUGGCCUCGUCGGCGCUGGCCUUCCCUUCGCCGCUGCCAAGUUCCAGAUGGCCAAGGCUGGCGGUGAGCCUUAG
This is a messenger RNA of Cutaneotrichosporon cavernicola, 222 nucleotides long. RefSeq lists its product as uncharacterized. The coding region runs from base 1 to 222 and encodes 73 amino acids. NCBI's taxonomy places the organism in Eukaryota, Fungi, Basidiomycota, Tremellomycetes, Trichosporonales, Trichosporonaceae. The record is from RefSeq and is a predicted model, not a curated record. Gene Ontology annotation, biological process: mitochondrial electron transport, cytochrome c to oxygen. The transcript has 3 exons.